This is a messenger RNA of Canis lupus familiaris (dog), 4113 nucleotides long. RefSeq names its product solute carrier family 38 member 7 (gene SLC38A7). Gene Ontology annotation, molecular function: L-aspartate transmembrane transporter activity; L-glutamine transmembrane transporter activity; L-leucine transmembrane transporter activity. Gene Ontology annotation, biological process: amino acid transmembrane transport. NCBI's taxonomy places the organism in Eukaryota, Metazoa, Chordata, Mammalia, Carnivora, Canidae. The coding region runs from base 816 to 2207 and encodes 463 amino acids. The record is from RefSeq and is a predicted model, not a curated record. The transcript is spliced from 12 exons.
ACCCACCUCCCUAUGCAGCCCACCCCGCGUAUCUCUGGGAUCCAGCCCCCCGGCUGUACAGGGAACCCGCUCCGAUUGGGAUCUCCGGGGGCCCACGGCAAUGGUUACAGCUCUGGCCUGAGCCUGUGCACAUCAGGCUUCUAGUUCUGGUUCUGCCAACUACCUGCUGUGACAUUAGUCUAGCCCUUUUCCUUCACUGGGCCUGUUCCCCUGACCUAUCUGGUGCUCCCAUUCUGUGAGUUAGCGUCAGAGCUGCUCGGUUCCCUUCACUCUGCUGACCAGCCCAGAAACAGCUCAAACUCUUCCUCCUGCUGACAGCAGGUUUUAGGUGAAGUUUUGAGAAAGAAUAAAUUGGUGCCAUAGAGGGAAGUGAGGAAAAUCAGAUCCCAGAUCUUUGGGGAGAAAGACCUGUAAGGAGCAACACACCCUCCACCGUAGGCCAUCAGGUGGAAAAAGCAGCCAUCACCAGAAGGAGAAAUAGGAAGCAUCUGACUACCUACCUAAGCUUCUCAUUAGCCAUUCUAAAUGUAUUGAGGGCAUCAAAGGGAUGUCUCUCUGAUGGGCGGUGGUUAGAUCAGUGCUGCAAGAGAAGAGUGAGAAUUAGCCUUGAGUUUUGAAGGACUUCGAAGGCUAUGCAGAAUUUAGAGUCUGGACCAGAAAGAGGUUGAAAAGAGCUGGAGCUCACAGGCCUCCUAGGAUAAUAGUCCCAAACAGGCUGGUGCUGGUCUCCAGCUGAAGGCGUUCCCUCAGCUACCCAGGAGAUGUGGUUGUGAGGCCAAAUCCACAGACCCUGCGAGAAGAGGGCUCCCAGGGCCAUGGCCCAGGUCAGCAUCAACAGUGACCUUGGCGAGUGGGGCUCGAGCACGGACUCUGGGGAGCGGGCCCGUCUGCUGCAGAGUCCCUGUGUGGACACAGCCCCCAAGAGCGAAGGGGAGGCCUCUCCUGAGGGCCUGAGUAGAGGCACCACUUCCACAGUGGGGGCCAUCUUUAUCGUCGUCAAUGCCUGCUUAGGUGCAGGGCUGCUCAACUUCCCCGCGGCCUUCAGCUCUGCAGGGGGUGUGGCAGCUGGUGUCACGCUGCAGAUGGGCAUGCUGGUCUUCAUCAUCAGCGGCCUCGUCAUCCUGGCCUACUGCUCCCAGGCCAGCAAUGAGAGGACCUACCAGGAGGUGGUAUGGGCCGUGUGUGGCAAGCUGACAGGAGUACUUUGUGAGGUGACCAUUGCCAUCUACACCUUCGGUACCUGCAUCGCCUUCCUCAUCAUCAUUGGGGACCAACAAGACAAGAUUAUAGCUGUGAUGGCAAAGGAGCCGGAGGGGGGCGGCGGCAGCCCCUGGUACACAGACCGAAAGUUCACCAUCAGCCUCACUGCCAUCCUCUUCAUCCUGCCCCUUUCCAUCCCCAGAGAGAUUGGCUUCCAGAAAUAUGCCAGCUUCUUGAGCGUCGUGGGCACCUGGUACGUCACUGCCAUCAUUAUCAUCAAAUAUAUCUGGCCAGAUAAAGAGAUGACCCCAGGGGACAUCCUGACUAGGCCAGCUUCCUGGGUAGCCGUAUUCAAUGCUAUGCCCACCAUCUGCUUCGGAUUUCAGUGCCAUGUGAGCAGUGUGCCCGUCUUUAACAGCAUGCAGCGGCCCAAGGUGAAGACCUGGGGUGGAGUGGUGACAGCCGCCAUGGUCAUAGCCCUCGCUGUCUACAUGGGCACAGGCAUCUGUGGCUUCCUGACCUUUGGGGCUGCUGUGGAUCCCGAUGUGCUCCUGUCCUACCCCUCAGAGGACAUGGCUGUGGCUGUUGCCCGCGCCUUCAUCAUCCUCAGCGUGCUCACCUCCUACCCCAUCCUGCACUUCUGCGGGCGGGCUGUAGUCGAAGGCCUAUGGCUGCGCUACCAGGGGAUGCCGGUGGAGGAGGACGUGGGGCGGGAGCGGCGGCGGCGUGUGCUGCAGACGCUGGUCUGGUUCCUGCUCACCCUGCUGCUGGCCCUCUUCAUCCCUGACAUCGGCAAGGUCAUCUCGGUCAUUGGAGGCCUGGCCGCCUGCUUCAUCUUUGUCUUCCCAGGGCUGUGCCUCAUUCAAGCCAAACUCUCUGAGAUGGAAGAAGUAAAGCCAGCCAGCUGGUGGGCGCUGGUCAGUUAUGGUAUCCUCUUGGUGACCCUGGGAGCCUUCAUCUUCGGCCAGACCACAACCAACGCCAUCUUUGUGGAUCUCUUGGCGUAACAGCUGCCUCCCAGGCAACACAUGGCCUUUGCCACUGAACCCAGGAGCCCAUCUCUCAGAGCUGUGGGACCACUCUGAGUCCAGCAUCAUUCCCCUUUCCUGAUGGGAUGACAUCUGGACAUCCUUUUCCAGGGACAGUUUUGGAGUGAAAUCAGGCCUCUUACCUCUGGACAGCUCAAACCCAGCUCCCCUCCUGCUCUCUGGUCCCAGCAGUGUGAGGAUGCAGGGAGGAGGUCUCGUAUCACAGAAGAACCUUCCCUGUCUGCCAGCUCUCAGCUUCUCCAUGCCUGAAAAACAUGGGUGAAGAGGGUCAGAACAUCUCAGAAAAGAGAACCUGGCUUGACUUUCCUUUGGAGAAAGAGUGUGGGCAAAGGGCCACCGCCAUCCUCCUCAGAGCAGCCUGUCCUGAGCAGGAACCAUGCGUAUUACUCUGAGACUCAGUGCCUGCUCCAGUUUGUCAGCCGCUUGGCCAACAGUGGCUUCUCUGGGAUGGCAGCUUCCAAAGGUAGCACAAAAGUCAUACAGAUGCACAGAGGUAGAUAGAGUCAUGCCUCGUCCACCUCAGCCUGGGGCCUCUUUCCCCAAACCUGAGAGUCCAGGCAUUCUUGUCGUCUUCUAUCCCCAGACAUCAUCAAGUCUAAUGUUUACAAACGGUGCCAGCCCGGCUCUGAAGCAGAGGCCAGGGGCCAUACCGUGCCACCACGGUGCUGUGAGUACUCCUCAGUUAGCUUUUCCCUUGGCAGGAAGUCUACUUUGCUCUCUCAGAUUCCAGAUGUGCCCCGUGCUUCAGAGACACAGGGAGGGUGAUAAGUCUGAGAACCUUUCAAACCCAUGUAGGCUGGGCUGGUCAGUGUCAAGGUGAGCCUCUCUGAUAACUUCUCUUUCAGUGACUGCUUCUCUUCUUUUUUUUUUUUUUUUUUUUCUUUUUUUUUUGACUGCUUCUCUUCUGCUGGCCUUCUGCUCACCUCUCCUUGUCAACCCUAGCAGGAUAGCCCACAGAGAAGAACAGCUGAGUUGUCACUGACUGGGCAACAUUUUCGUGUAGUCAUGACAGUCUGGAAGUUUCCCUUCCAGUCCAGAUCUUGUCUGUUCCCUCCCUCUGUCGUUUCUUCACUCCCUACUCCAUUUUUCUGGUGCAGGCUUUCCUGCUCACAUAAGACUGAGGGUAGGGGGUAUGCAAGACCUUCUCUUGCCAGCUUUCUCAGCAUCACAGGUCCACCAGGCUUGGCCUCAGCGGUCUGUCAAUCACACUGAGGUCACACAUGGAUUGUGCCCCAGGUGGGGAGAAGAGGGACAUUUCUUUCUAGGUCUGCAGUCCCACUUUUCCCUUUUUGGCUGCUCACUUUGACCAAUCCCAGGCAUUGAAUCAGGCUUCCUCCACCUGGAACUCCCAACAUAUCCUUGGCCCCUUCUGCUCAAAACCUCUGUUCCAGGGGUGAGCAGGACCCCCACCCAGCACCCACCACUCAGGGCUGUGAGAUCGCAGAAGCAGAGGCUGGCUGGCUGGCUGGUGGCCAGAUAGACUUUUGCUCAGUUCCCAGACUGGAUGACCUGCCUUUCCUCAGAUCCACCCACAGCCCCUGGGGCCAGACCAGUGCUGCUGUGUUCUCUUAGCCUGUACUCAGCAUCAGGCCCUUCCAGUGCCCAUCCCUUCCAAGCUUAGGAUGGUCCAGUCAGCAGGGCUGAACAGCUUCCUAAUGUUGGAUUUCAGCCGAGGGAUGGAGGAUGUGAGGGGAGUCAUCACACAAAACAGACCAGUCAGGAAAAGGAGUGGAAUCUGGCCACUUGGCCUAACCUCGGGAGCCCCCUGCUCUGCCCUCCCCUCCAGGGUAUUUUACUGUUUCUUUUCUACUUGUACGCAUUCAUACCAGAGAGGGUGGUUAAUAAAAAGAGGCUGUGCUGCUGA